AUGUUGAUUAGCGUGCAAGAUCCAGGUUCAAGUCGGACUAGGAUUGUUGAUGAGCUGGAAGCGAGGUCAAAACUUCGACCUUGUUGCGUUGAGUUGCUCAAGGGCACGCGCUUGCCUGCUUUCUCUUCAGCCAUCCGCAGCGAGUUCUUCGGCAAAAUGGCCUCUUCAUCACGUCCCGAUGGCGAAGUUGGCCUCGCGCCUAAUGCCCGGUUGACUGAGGACGAGUUGCCUGCGAAAGACGGCCAUGAUGCUCCCAGUCGGAAUGUUGCGGAUGGUCAGGGCCCACCCCCCCUCCAGCUCUGCUUGAUUAGCAACAACUCGCACUCCCCCUGGGCGUCAUGGCAGAAGCGACACAAGGGUUCGGACGCAGCCGCGGCUGCCGUGGCAACCAACUCGCGGCCGAUGAUCCAACUCAGAGUUCGCCUUUCUGAGGCUCUGGAGCAGGCUGGAGAGCUUUAUUCGGACGUUGUACAAUGCAUGGAGCUCCAUACGGCAGAUUCAUUUAGCAGGACUUCUUAUGGCCAGGCCCAAUUGAUGCCAAGGCUGAGCCAGCUGACGCCUGGGGAGCUGACUAAAUUGCUGCCACCCGGCCAGUUUCUGGCCGGCAGAGGAGCCAAAAAGCGGAAAAGCCGGCGUGGUCCACACAGGCCCUCCAAACCACUCACGACAAGGCCAAGCCUUAGUGAAUGCGAUAAAAACGGUAUGUAUGUUCAUCUCAUCAACCUGGUCUUUGUCAAACUGAUCAUACACUUUGGGUCACACUUUUUAUUCACACAUUCGUGA
This is a messenger RNA of Protopolystoma xenopodis, 783 nucleotides long. The record is from the annotation of a GenBank genome assembly. NCBI's taxonomy places the organism in Eukaryota, Metazoa, Platyhelminthes, Monogenea, Polystomatidea, Polystomatidae.